AUGUCUAACAGAUCUGGUACACCCCCCAAGAGGCGUAUCUCCGAAGCAGCAGCGGAAUCUUCAACCCCACCACCUAAAUCAUCAAAGAUGUCAGCUUCAGCACCCAUCUUCAACCCUUCUCGUCCUAUCAAUAGCAUAACAUCGUUCCAUGAUGUUGCACAAUCAAUGUUCAAGAAAGAGCAAGAGGUAGGAGAUGGUGCAGAAGAUGUAGAAGGUAAUAUACCUAUUGGUGAAACUUCCAACCGAAUUACCAAACCUUUACCUUCCUCUUCUUCUGGUACUGGUCGAAAAGGUGUACAGCAGACUAGAGCGGAUUUCGUACCUAAGCAGGCUACUGUACCUAAGACUUUGGAGGCGAAGGAAAACACUAGGAGGCUGAUUGUGGUUUUAUCACAGGCAUGCCUCGAAGCAUAUAGAGUAUCAUCCGGAUCAGGAGGCAAGAACUCUUCAGGUAAAGAAGCUAAAUACGCUUUAUUGAAUUGUGAUGAUCAUCAAGGUAUCCUGGCAAAGACUGGAAGGGAUAUAGCGGAUGCUAGACCAGAUAUUACCCAUCAGUGCCUUCUCACUCUCCUUGAUUCUCCACUUAACAAAGCUGGUUUACUCCAGGUGUACAUCCAUACUGCUAGAGGCGUUUUGAUUGAGGUGAAUCCCAGUGUUAGAAUACCGAGGACUUUCAAGAGGUUUUCGGGGUUGAUGGUCCAAUUAUUACAUAAAUUGUCUAUCAGAGGUGUUAACGGGAGUGAAAAACUAUUGAGAGUGAUCAAGAACCCAAUCACCGAUCAUUUACCUACCAACACCAUCAAGCUAACACUUUCCGCCGACGCACCUACCAUCCGAUUAUCUCAAUUCUUACCUACCCUACCUGAAACUCAUUCGGUCUGCGUCUUCGUCGGUGCAAUGGCAAGAGGUGCCGAUAACUUUGCAGAUCAGUUUGUAGAUCAGAAAAUCUCAAUUAGCGACUACUCUUUAUCCGCUUCGGUAGCUUGUGGGAAAUUCUGUUGCGCGAUGGAGGAAAUGUGGAAUAUCAUUUAA
Molecule: messenger RNA, 1032 nt
Organism: Kwoniella mangroviensis CBS 8507
Lineage: Eukaryota; Fungi; Basidiomycota; Tremellomycetes; Tremellales; Cryptococcaceae
Exons: 8
Coding region: 1-1032 (343 amino acids)
Biological process (GO): rRNA base methylation
Cellular component (GO): nucleolus; small-subunit processome
Molecular function (GO): rRNA binding; rRNA (pseudouridine) methyltransferase activity
Source: RefSeq, a predicted model, not a curated record